CUGGGUUCUUCCCCCUGCAAGGCACCGUGCCAGGCCAGGACAGCUGUGAUGCGCUGUCUCGUGGGGACAAGACCAAGCAGUGCUGCAACAUGGCGGUGGAGCUGGAGGAACAUGGUGAGGGCCGUAGUCUGACCCUGGAGCUGCCCCACCAGUGCAUGGAGCUGCGUCACUCAGGCCAGCCUGCCUGCCGCUGCCUGCGGGCACGCUGGCUCAGAAUGGUGCAGUUUGCAGAACAGAACAGCACAGCCGGCCUGCGGGCGCUGCACCUGAACGUCAGCAGAGCCAUGGCCCAAGGCCUGCUCCUCGCAUUCUCCCCUGCUGAGGGCCCCGCAGUGAUCAGCUCAGCAGAGGAGGGGACAGCAGGCACCAUCCGGCUCCCCGGCGGGGCGUUCCCAUCCCCGAGCAGCCAGGCAGUGCGCGUGGUGGUGACUGUGCUCAACAUCCAGCAGCUCGCCAUGUUCCAGGAGGACAACCAGAUGGGAAAGGUCCUGGACGACACCGUGGUGGGCAUCGUGGUGGGGAAUGGGGACGUCUCGGAGCUGCAGGACCCCGUGCAGCUCACCUUUGCCUACCAGCAGUUGCCACAUAAUGUCACCCCGCUGUGUGUUUUCUGGGAGCCCAGCAAAGGGCAGGCAGGAGGCUGGAGCAGCCACGGAUGUGUCACACAGCCCAAGGACAAGGAGACAGUCUGCACUUGUGACCACCUCUCCUUCUUCACCCUCCUCCUGAACCCAUCCCUGGACGGGUCUACGGCACAGACGUUGGUGGCUGUGGCCAAUGCUGGUUGUGGUGUGGCUGUGGCUUUCUCCAUCUUCACUUUUGCCUUCUACAUCUUCUUAAGGUGCAGUUACAAACAGUUCAGGUCUGAGGACACCCUCCGCAUCAACCUGGGGCUGCACAUGAACCUGGUCAGCAGCCUGCUCCUGCUCAACCUGGCUUUCCUGCUCAGCAGUGGGCUCUCCAGCAGAGCACCUCUGGGGCUGUGCAGUGCCCUGGGGGGGCUCACCCACUACUGCCUGCUCUGCUGCUUCACCUGGAUGGCACUGGAGGGCUGUCACCUCUAUCUCCUCUUUGUCAAGGUCCUUGGCACCUACAUACACCACUACCUGCUGAAGCUGUGCAUUGUCGGAUGGGGCUUCCCUGUUCUGGUGGUGGGGGUGGCAGGAGCCAUUGGCAGCUAUGGAAAACACAGCAUUGGGACAGUGGACAACCAGACCAUAAUCGACCUGUGCUGGAUCAAUUCUGAGCACCUCCUCGUCCACUACAUCACAAACUGCGGCUACUUCGGCCUCAUCUUCCUCUUCAACACCAUCAUCUUCGGGGUGGUGGCCUGGAAGAACUGCCACCUGUGGAGGAGCGGGGUGAUGCAGGGGCACUGCAAGGCCUGGAAGGUGGUCCUGGCAGCGAUGGGUCUCUUCUGCCUGCUUGGGGCCACCUGGGCACUGUCCUUCCUCAGCUAUGGCAGCUCUUCCAUGCCCAUGCUCGUCCUUGCUGCUAUCCUCAACUCCCUCCAAGGUCAGGGCCGGCUCCCAGGGUCUGGCUGGGAAGGGGUGGGAGGCAGGAGAAGCAUGGCAGUGGUGGACAAUGAAUCCCAAGGUGUUUUCAUCUUCGUCUGGCUGGUUGUCCUCUACUACCCAAGGGCAGAGGAGACCAGCAGCUCCCUCUCCCACAUCGUGAGGAAUGACAAAACCAUGGCUGUGUCACAGGGAUAG
Messenger RNA from Lagopus muta (rock ptarmigan), 1712 nucleotides. RefSeq names its product adhesion G protein-coupled receptor G3 (gene ADGRG3). Lineage: Eukaryota; Metazoa; Chordata; Aves; Galliformes; Phasianidae. Bases 90 to 1712 code for a protein of 540 amino acids. Gene Ontology annotation, biological process: adenylate cyclase-activating G protein-coupled receptor signaling pathway; cell surface receptor signaling pathway. The record is from RefSeq and is a predicted model, not a curated record. Gene Ontology annotation, cellular component: membrane. The transcript is spliced from 12 exons. Gene Ontology annotation, molecular function: G protein-coupled receptor activity.